UCUUAGGACAAUAUCAUCCCAUUCCCAAUAAUUUAUCAAGACAAUGAUGUUAUCAGUUAUCAUCAUCCCAACUGCCCAGAAAAAUUAACCUUAUUUGAGAGAGAUUAGCAAGCAGUAAACAACAGCAGGUAAACAACUACUACUACUACUACUCACUCAUGAAGUCAUGAGUAGCAGAGCUGUCACAGUUGCAGUUUCUCAACGGUCGUCAGCAGAAGGCCGUAAAAAUGGCGGAUCCCCACGUUCUGCUUCGCUAUCAAAUUCCAAUUCCUCCAUUUCUUCACUGUAAUUAAAAUAUACAACAAGCAGCAUAUCCUAAUAAAUCUCACUCUGUCUCACUCUCUCUCCUCACUCCCAUGUUCCAACCCCACACACAUCCAAAAUCCCACUCAGCAAUGCUUUCUCUCUCCUCCCUUUUCCUCCUCUUCCUUCUCUCUCUACCCAUUUCUGCAUAUGCCUUUGGAUCCAUGGGCCCCAUCUCUGCCGCCUUUGGCGGCGGAGACGCCUUUUUCUGCGCCAUCGACGCCAGCGGCAAACAAGGUAUUAUUUGCUGGGGUAUGUCACCGGAGAAGACGUCGGAGAAUUUCACAACCAUCCCUUCCAUGGCUGCCCUCUCUGGUGGCGAAGGUUUUAUGUGUGGUAUUCUAGCAAACACUUCGCAGGCAUACUGCUGGGAUUCCCAUGGUACAGGUAACGAACUGGUACCGCCUUUUUAUAGGUAUAAUAAUUAUUCCUCUAUUGCUUCUGGAAAGAAUCAUGUUUGUGCUAUACGAGGGAAUUACUAUUCUGAUAGUAGUAAUUCUGGUUCUGUUGAUUGCUGGGAAAUUAUUAAUGGAUCAAAUUCAAACACAUUUACUUCGAAACAGAGUGCUCUGUUUUAUGAUCAAUCUAUUAGCAGUCUAGUCUUUGAGAAGAUUGUUUCAGGAGAUGGGUUUAGUUGUGGUAUUGUUAAAGAUGAUGAAGAGCUUAUUUGUUGGGGUCCAAGUUCAACCAAUUUAGGAAUUUCCAAGAUUUCAGAUAAUUUUCUUGGUUUAUCUUCUAGCAGAAGUAGUGUCUGUGGGGUUGUCAAACCUUCUGGUGAAGUCAAAUGCUGGGGUAAGAAUGAUUCAUACCCUGAUCCCCCAUCCGGGGUACGAUUCGUUGCUUUGACCGGUGGGUCUCGCCAUUUUUGUGGUAUUCGAGCAGAUACUCAUGCUGUUGAUUGUUGGGGAGGGUUCAACUCUUCAUCAAUACCAAAGGGUUCUGGAUUUUUUGCAAUAGCUACAUCAGAUGUUGCAGCAUGUGGCAUAAGAGAAGAAGAUUUGGUGCUUGAUUGCUGGUUUGUGAAUGAGAGUAGUGCACCUACGCAGUAUAAUCCGCCUUUGCAGCUUUGUAGUCCUGGGUUAUGUAGUCCAAGGUCUUGUGAUGUAGGAGAGUUCACCUUCAACGCGAGUGCUCUCAAUGAGCCUGAGUUGACUAAUGUAUGCAUACGAAGAGAUUUGCAUUUGUGUUCAUCUUGUGGGACUAAUUGCUCAUCGGGUUACUUUUUAUCAAGUCCGUGCACGGGUAAUGCAGAUAGAGUAUGUACUGAGUGUUCUCUUUGUCAAAAUAGCUCGUGUUGGGGUGUAUGUGGACUUGCAGAAGUGGAAUUGAAGCGAAGACAUCAACGUCAAAUGCAAAAGAUAGUUCUGAUAUUGGGACCAUCUAUUGCUGGUUUUCUACUGAUAUUGAUUGGUUGGUGUCUUUUCCCUUAUUUGUACUUCUUCAAAGCGAAAGAUGGACCUACCAAACAGUUUAGAUCAUGUAUUGGGAAAAAGGAUCCAGAGUCUGAUGCUAAUGGUGAUGCCAAUCCGCCAAUGGCAGUUGCAUGUUGUCCAGAUGAAGCACAGAUAUUCCGACUGUCAGAGCUGAAAGAUGCCACAAAUGGUUUCAAGGAGUUCAAUGAGCUAGGAAGAGGAAGUUAUGGAUUUGUGUACAAGGCCUUACUAACAGAUGGGAGGCAAGUUGCAGUUAAAAGAGCAAAUGCAGCGACUAUAAUUCACACGAAUAUCAGGGAAUUUGAAAACGAGUUGGAGAUCCUUUGCAAAAUGAGGCAUUGCAACAUAGUAAACUUGUUGGGUUAUUGUACAGAGAUGGGGGAAAGGCUGCUUGUUUAUGAAUACAUGACUCAUGGAACAUUACAUGAUCAUCUUCAUGAUGGUCUAUCUCCACUUAGUUGGACUAUUCGGUUGAGGAUUGCAAUGCAAGCUGCAAAAGGACUUGAGUACCUUCACAUGGAAGCUAAUCCUCCUGUUGUUCAUCGUGAUGUAAAGACAUAUAACAUUCUUUUAGAUUCAGAUUGGGGAGCCAGGAUUUCAGAUUUCGGAUGUUUAAAUUUUAAUGAGAGAGAUUUAGAUGAAGAUAUGAAAAACGAUGUGUACAAUUUUGGAGUUGUUCUGCUAGAGAUACUAAGUGGAAGAAAAGCAUACGAUGUGGAUUACUCGCCUCCAAAUAUAGUUGAGUGGGCAGUUCCUCUGAUAAGGAGAGGGAAGGCAGCUGCUCUUAUUGAUAGAUAUGUGGCUCUUCCAAGAAACGUGGAACCAUUGCUUAAACUAGCUGAUAUAGCAGAGUCUGCAGUUCGAGAAAGUUCAAGUGAUCGGCCAACAAUGUCAGCAAUAGCUAAUUCGCUGGAACAGAUUGUAAAGGAAGGAUUAAUAUUGUAGUUGCUGGUAAAGGUCUGAUAUUGCCCAACAUCACACACAAGCUUUUGGUCAACUAUAGCGCGAUUACAACUGUAUAUGUAUCCUGAGCCUCUUGUACAUUAACUUGCCAUUUUUUUUA
Messenger RNA from Spinacia oleracea (spinach), 2799 nucleotides. Its product is annotated as serine/threonine-protein kinase-like protein CCR1. The record is from RefSeq and is a predicted model, not a curated record. NCBI's taxonomy places the organism in Eukaryota, Viridiplantae, Streptophyta, Magnoliopsida, Caryophyllales, Amaranthaceae. The transcript has a single exon. Gene Ontology annotation, biological process: protein phosphorylation. Gene Ontology annotation, molecular function: protein kinase activity; ATP binding; protein binding. Bases 357 to 2681 code for a protein of 774 amino acids.